AGGGGUCGCUGAAGUUGACGGAACCGCCAUCUUGAAAAGUGCCCUCCGAUGAUCUACCUUUUCGCGCCUGUCAGAAUCAGUUUUAAACGCUUUAUUUUCCUUACCGGAAUUUCGUGUUUUCUCAGUGUUUGUUUUGUUAAGGCCUGGGGCUAAUGGCAAGAUAAGCUACAUGCUGGAGACUCGCCGUUUGCCGUUGUCUAUUGGUGUGUGCUGUUGAACUGCUGUAUGUGUGCUGUUGGUCAGUCUGUCCAUCACCACUGUCUGCCUGCUUGUCUGUCCAUCCGGCUUGCCUGGAAUGGGCCACAACUCCCAAAGACUAAAACACACCUCUUUUUAGCCUGAGCUCCACCAUCUGGACUCUAACAUACUCACAGAGCCAACAUGUUUUGGAAAUUUGACCUCCACACCACAUCCCACAUUGACACGCUGUUAGAGAAGGAGGAUGUGACGCUGACAGAGGUGAUGGAUGAGGACGACGUCCUGCAGGAGUGCAAGGCCCAGAACCACAAACUGGUCGACUUCCUGCUGAAACCACAGUGCAUGGAAGACCUGGUCACCUUCAUCACACAGGAACCCAGUACUGAUGUUGAGGAGAAGGUUAAAUACAAGUAUCCCAACAUAUCAUGUGAGCUGCUAACAUCAGAUGUGGGCCAGAUCAAUGACAGACUGGGAGAAGAUGAAAAACUGCUGAUGAAACUGUAUGGCUUCCUCCAGAAUGAGCCACCUCUCAACCCACUCCUGGCCAGCUUCUUCUCUAAGGUCCUGUCCAUUCUUAUAGGACGCAAGCCUGAACAGAUAGUGGAUUUUCUGCGAAAGCGAGAAGACUUUGUAGACUUGAUGAUCAAACACAUUGGGACAUCUGCUAUCAUGGACCUGCUGCUCAGAAUGCUCACCUGCAUUGAACCUCAACAGCUUCGUCAGGACGUUCUAAACUGGCUGAAUGAGGAGAAGGUGAUUCAGAGACUGGUGGACAUGGUACAACCUGCUCAAGAUGAGGAUAGACACUCCAAUGCCUCCCAGUCAUUGUGUGAGAUCAUCAGACUGAGCAGAGACCAGAUGUUCCAAGUGCAGGGAUCCUCAGAGCCUGACCCACUUCUGGCCACACUUGAAAAGCAGGAGACAGUGGAGCAGCUGCUGUCUAACAUCUUCGACAAGGAGAAGAAUGAAUCUGCAAUUGUCAGUGUUAUCCAAAUCCUCCUCACAUUGUUCGAGACAAGGAGACCAGCGUUUGAGGGUCAUAUGGAGUGCCCGCCUGGGAUGUCCCACCCUUCAUUUUCAGUCAACCACAGCAUCCUGGAGGCAGUGAGACCCCGACUCAAAGAUUUUCACCAGCUGCUACUGGAACCCCCAAAGAAGAAUGUGAUGAAGACAACGUGGGGGGUGCUGGACCCUCCUGUGGGCAACACCAGGCUCAAUGUUGUCAGACUGGUGGCCAGUCUGUUGCAGAGCAACACACACAGCAUCAACACAGAACUUAUUAACCUCAACACACUGGGAGUCAUUCUCGAUAUGUAUUUCAAAUACAUCUGGAACAACUUCCUCCACAUUCAAGUGGAGAUCUGCACAGCCAUGAUUCUGGCUAUGCCCCCUGCCCCCACUGAUAUCCAGCCAGACACAGAGCAGGAAAUUGCGAGGGAGAGCAUCCUCAUAAAACAUCUGUUUCAAAAGUGCCAGUUUAUACAGAGAAUCGUAGAGGCCUGGAGCUCCAAUGAGAAAGAACAGGCAGAAGGUGGUCGGCGACGAGGCUACAUGGGUCACCUCACCAGAAUAGCCAACUCUAUAGUUCAUAACUGUGACAAAGGCCCUAAUGGACCACAGAUACAGCAGCUCAUCUCUGAGCUCCCAGCAGAGGACAGAGAUAAAUGGGAGGCCUUUAUUUCUGGGCAGCUGUCUGACACAAACAAGAGAAACACUGUUGACCUGGUGAAUACACACCACAUCCAUUCUUCCAGUGAUGAUGAGGUGGACUUUAAAGACAGUGGCUUUCACCAGGACUCCUCUCUACAACAAGCCUUUUCUGAUUAUCAGAUGCAACAAAUGACGUCCAAUUUUAUUGAGCAGUUCGGCUUCAAUGACGAAGAGUUUGCUGAUCAGGACGAUGUUGUGGAUAUUCCCUUUGAUAGAAUAUCAGACAUCAAUUUUUCACUGAAUACAAAUGAAAGUGCAAAUAUAGCAUUGUUUGAGGCACGCUGUAAGGAGAAAAUCCAGCAGUUUGAAGAUGCUGGUUCAGACGAGGAAGAUAUCUGGGAUGAAAAAGAUGUCACCUUCGCACCAGAGGCACAGAGGCGCCCCAGGAGUUCAGGCAGCACAGACAGUGAGGAAAGCACAGACUCAGAGGAGGAGGAUGUAAAGAGAGAUCCAUUUGAAGCUUCCAACCCCAGCACCGAUGACAGAAUGGAGGUCGACACAGGGCCUGUGUGGACUGCCAACUUUGAUGACAUCCCCAUGGACACAGGUACAUCCACAGCUCCAGCCUCCAACCCCAACAACCCUGCUGCCUCUUCUUUGUCGUCCUCCUCCUCUUCCACAGAAGACCUCCCUGAGGCAGCAUGGAGCUCCACUCCCUCUGCCACUUCCAACUCUGAAACAGGGUGGGCUGAUUUCUCCAACUUCACCCCUGUCAGCCCCAAAGACCCUCUGAGAUGCAACUCUCCUGUUGCUAUGGAAACCAGCAUUGAGACAAUGGACCCUCUGGGGGUCAAUGCACCCAUGCAGCCUGAAGAUUGUGAUGGCUGGUUGGGCACCAGUGUGGCUUCUACCUCCUCGACCUCACCUAAGGACUGUGGGAGAUCUAAAGCGGAGGAGGACACGCCUUCUUGUGAACAGCGCAGCAUCACAGAGACGGUCAUCAAUGGCUCCAUGAAAGAAACAGUCAGCCUCACUGUUGACGCCAAGACUGAGACCGCCGUCUUCAAGAGAGUUUUGAAAUCUUAUCGUGAUGAAGAGAAGUGUGCUUCUUCAGAGAAAUACUCAGUAGUGGAGUGUGUGGAUUUGGAGAGAACAGGCGUCAACAGCUCAGCCGCAGCCUGCUGUCCCAAAGCAGGUGAGAAGUGUCGGCCCACUGUGGAGCUUCCCAAUGGUCCUCUGGAGGAGAUGUCAGCCAUAGAGGAGGCCAAACUGGACCAGAGUGCCGUGUCCUCAGAGCCAGCUGUCAAUGGGCCAGCAUGAGGGUCGCCUAAUGCCAGCCAAUGUCCAGCCUGUUCUGCCAUGCAGGGCCCUCCUCCUGGCCAGCCAGCAGAGGCCACUGCUCAGAGCUGUUCCAAACACACGCCCCCACCAGGACCAGCAAUACUCCCAUUGGCUCAUCACUGACAGACAGACAGACAGACAGACAGGUGUACAGACACAGGAUGAACUGAAAAGCAAAAUGAGAGACAUACUCAAAUGGAUACAGAAUAAUUUUUUCUGCAUUUGUUUAUAUACUAUUGUUCUUAUGAGGUGAUGUGCGACUGAUAUCUUGCCACUCAAAAUUAAAUAGUAAUGUUGCUAUCGUUAAAGAAAUGAUUGUAUGAAUAAAAUAUUUUAUAAAAAGAAAAAUGUAUACAGAAACAUAAGAUGAAUUACCACAGAACAGAAACAGAAAUAGUUGAUUGGUGACUCAGCCAGCCACUAUGCUGUUAUAAUCGGCUGGAUCUGUUAUCCUGCGUACUUAAUACAACAGUUGCUAUAUUUAAAAUUCUCACCCACCAUUGGUCUGUGUCUCUGAGCAAAGCUACUCCUAAGAAUUGAAACACAUUUUAAAAAAACACACUUAAAGUUUUAUUUUGCUGCAGGUAUUUGUAAAUGUUUUUUCUCUUGUAUUCUUCUGCAUUGAGUAAGAGUUGACAAGCUUUUUUGGUAUAUUUUUUUUAUUUAUUAUGGAAGUAAGAUGAUGGUUAUGUUUUGUUACUAAAGAGCCAUACCAACACCCCCUCUCCCCUUCUAGCAGGCUGCAUUCAUGCUAACUGGGUUCCUACCUCGCAGCUAGAAGGUUAAACAGGAGAGGUGCAGUAUGUCGUCACCACAGCCUAAACUGGGAGCUGUAAAUGCAUUCUGAGCUUGUGUUUUUAGUCCCAACUAAACUUCUUUAGAACCACAGUCCUCUUCUUUGACCCCAAACUCUUCUUUUUCUAUCUCAAGUGCUUUUUAGACCAGUGGUUCUUAACUUGAGUUUCUCCCUUUAGAUCACGCUCACAUUUAGCAUAUUCCAUUGCAGGUUGUAGAUGCAUCCAUACAGUGCGCAGAACUGUGGUUUUAGGUAGCAUCAGCAUUUUAGAGAACUUUGUAGGGGACUGAAAGGGCUGAGGAAUUACACAUAGGACCAUGAAAUGAAAUAAGAAUUUUGCAAACAAGUUACCUUCUGAAAGAUUUGCCAGUGCCCAGCACUUGUGGAGCUAGGUGGGAUUCUGUCACUUUAUGAUAACAAUUUAUACCUUAAAGAUAUACUUCACCCCCAAAAUGACCAUUUUUACAUCAUAUACACACUGCGUGUUCCCUUGAAUUCUUGAGGAAAAUGUUUUUCUUGCAUACCUCUACAGUGAACAAAGACUCCAAAAAAGGCAAACAUUCUUCACGAAUUGGAAGUAUACAGGGACUUCCUUUAACAGCAGCAGGCUGUAUCAAAAUUUCUGUAAAAAAUAAACCAUUUUUCUUGCAUGUCUCCACAGUGAAUGAAGAAUCCAGAAAAUGAGAAUUGGAACUGUGUUUAACAACAUAACUAUAUCAAAACAUCUGUUUACAAACUCUCACACAGCUUGUGCAGCAUAACCCAAGUCUCACUGAUCCAGUUGAAGGCUCAGUACUCCCCAAACACAUGAAUUUUGCAGGUGAAGUAUUCUCUACAGAAAACUAGUUAAAGUUGUAAAUUUGGACAGCUGUGAUAUCAGCUACUGACCAAGUCCUAACUACAGGUGCUCAUUCUUAGACUGUGUUCAGACUGACAGCAGCAUUGUCAAAAACAGACCCCCUUUUUUCCAAGGUGGUGUUGGCCGAUAGAGGGCUCAGGCCCCAGAAAGUGUUCAGUGUUAACUGUAGCACAUCGACAUCUGACAGUGCACUAUGUUGGCCAAUCAAAUAAGCACGCACAUUCCUGGUAGACUUCUUUGUAAGGUGAUUGGCAAAAUUCAUGUGUUUACGUGGUAAUUGUUGAAGGAUAGAAUGAGCUGUAAAAGUGUUACCUGGGUACGUACCUUUGAAUCUGCCCACCUGGCUGAGUUGACUGCAACUGAGAGCCCCACCAACACCAGACCUUUGUUUUGCUGUAAUGUUUAAUUCAGGAAGUCCAGUUUGAGAAAAGCAUCUGUGAGUUUAAAGUGUUUUUUUCUGCUGCUGUCAGUCUGAUGCAUCCUUGUUCCAUGUUUUUUAUACUUUGAAUCUCCACCUCUGCUUUUAAGUCAGCCUUCAUGAGGCGAUGCAUUGACUUGGAAGUUUGACCUCAAAUAUUCCAGCUUUUCAAACAAACUUGAAACCUGCCAUGGUUGUGUUCAGGCAUAUUGUAGUUGCCCCUGUAUAUAUGGCCUUUUAGCUUUGGUUUGGUCAUCAUCUUUUUUGGUAAGAAAUGAUUCACUGUCUGGGAUUUGGUUCCAAAAGGAAAUGUAACUCGAGUUUUCUGUACCAGCACUGGGAAAGGGAAGAAGCUAUUUACAGAUACAACCCUCUUCUUUGUCAGAUUAUUAAUUAAAUUUCAUUUUAAUUUCUGAA
Molecule: messenger RNA, 5679 nt
Organism: Epinephelus moara (kelp grouper)
Lineage: Eukaryota; Metazoa; Chordata; Actinopteri; Perciformes; Serranidae
Gene: ppp6r3
Product: protein phosphatase 6, regulatory subunit 3
Exons: 26
Coding region: 382-3168 (928 amino acids)
Cellular component (GO): nucleus; cytosol
Molecular function (GO): protein phosphatase regulator activity; protein phosphatase binding
Source: RefSeq, a predicted model, not a curated record